AUGUCCAAAAGAAUCACCUUCAAUACAAAGGCGCAGGGAUUUGGUGGCUAUAUAUACCCAGAUCCAAGACAGACCAGUUUAAGAAAGGGGAAACAGUGGCCUUCAAAGUGGUGGAUACACAUAAAAUUCUCUGGGAUAAAUUCUUCGAACAGUUCAUUCAGGGAUCAGGAGAAGAAUUCCUUUUCUCGUCCUGCCCGGGACUUGUGUCUCACCACAGAUGCGUUAAGAAAGCACAUGAACGAAAUUUUUCGUUCUGCAGGACUGCAUCACAAGGGUUUAACCCCGCAUUCCCUACGGGGAGGGGCAGCGACUGCGGCAUUGAGGAGAGGCGUUAGCCAAGACGAUAUCAAGAAGAGUGGGCCGUUGGAAGUCUACUUCCUCGAUGCUCCAUUACAUAGAGCCGACACCGAUCUAGGUGUGCGGUUGGUCUCGGUGUUUGGAUCGUGGUCGACAUGGAGAAAAUCGAACGAUGGUCAAGUUCCCGACGCGGCAGUGGAAAUCUACCAGAUGACUAGAGAAGAUUUGGACGACUUACUGGAUCAGGCCAGAGAGGAAGCAUCCCGUCCGGUUCGGAGGCCCGCAUUCAAGAAGGCCGGGCUUAGGCAGUACGAGUUCAGCGCGGGAUUAGUUGCCUUCUUAGCACCGCUGGCGGAACUAGCGCCCAAAUCACUUAGGGUUAACCUCGGCCAGAUGUUUGGGCAGCUCAAUCAGCGGAAUGAGUUAUUGGUCAUCGCCGACAUGGAUCCGGAAAUGUUCGAGUUCUAUGAUCAGCAUAGUAGGGCAGAGACCCUACAGUCCUCAAACCCCAUUUUAGCGGCGUUCCUUCGAGAAAGGAAGAAGAAAGAAAGCAAGAAGCCAGCUCCUCGCUCAACAAUGUGGAGUAAGUUAUCUCAGAGAAGUUCUGUAUUGUUUUCUGUGAGUACCUAUCCUCAUAACAAUAUAUGUUUUGAUGUAUUUGUUCAGAAUCACGGUUCACGCCGCCGUCACAGGGCCGACAGCCCUUUCGGUUCGGAGGGGCGUCGUGGGCCCGCGCCUCUCCGGCCGCACAGCCCUCCUACCAAGAUCGCCAGGAGCGAAAUGCAGGAAGACUUCGGUCAAGGUAGGCCAGAUACGUGCUACAACUGUGUUCGCUUUGGUCACUUCGCUCAGGAUUGUCGAGCGCCCCAAAAACCCUGA
Cooperia oncophora is the source of this 1176-nucleotide messenger RNA. Lineage: Eukaryota; Metazoa; Nematoda; Chromadorea; Rhabditida; Trichostrongylidae. The record is from the annotation of a GenBank genome assembly.